Messenger RNA from Stegastes partitus (bicolor damselfish), 1608 nucleotides. RefSeq names its product putative adenosylhomocysteinase 3. Lineage: Eukaryota; Metazoa; Chordata; Actinopteri; Pomacentridae. Bases 1 to 1542 code for a protein of 513 amino acids. Gene Ontology annotation, cellular component: cytosol. The record is from RefSeq and is a predicted model, not a curated record. Gene Ontology annotation, biological process: L-methionine cycle. The transcript is spliced from 17 exons.
AUGAAGAAAGUGUACAGUCUAGUGAACAUAACUAAAGCCAAGGACCAGGAGGCAGUUCAGUCCAUCUGCAUCAAGCAAAUACAGCUCACUGACCAGAAGCAAGAAUUCAACAAACGGCCCACCAAGACCGGCCGGCGCUCCCUGUCCCGGUCCAUCUCACAGUCGUCCACAGACAGCUACAGUUCAGUGUGCAGCGACAGCUCCGAGGAUGAGAUUUCUCCCAGGGACAAGGUUCAGAAGACCUCCAAAGGCCUGUCGGACUUCUGCAUCAAAAACAUCAAACAGGCUGAAUUUGGACGCAAAGAAAUAGAAAUCGCAGAGCAAGAAAUGCCAGCACUGAUGAUCCUGAAGAAAAGAGCAGGUGGAGAGAAACCGCUGGCUGGAGCCAAAGUGGUGGGAUGCACACACAUCACUGCACAGACAGCGGUGUUGAUUGAGACUCUGGUGGCUUUGGGGGCUCAGUGUCGCUGGUCGGCCUGUAACAUCUUCUCCACUCAGAACGCUGUGGCUGCUGCUCUGGCUGAAGCAGGCACCUCAGUGUUUGCGUGGAGAGGAGAGUCAGAGGACGACUUCUGGUGGUGUAUUGACAAAUGUGUCGGAGCUCGGAGCUGGCAGCCCAACAUGAUUUUGGAUGAUGGCGGCGACUUGACCCACUGGAUCUAUAAAAAGUAUCCAAGCAUGUUCAAGAGGCUCAGAGGCAUCGUGGAGGAAAGCGUUACAGGCGUCUAUCGGCUGUACCAGCUGUCGAAGGCGAGCAGACUGUGUGUUCCUGCCAUGAACGUUAAUGACUCUGUGACGAAGCAGAAAUUCGACAACCUUUACUGCUGCAAGGAGUCCAUACUGGACGGGUUAAAGAGGACCACUGACGUCAUGUUUGGUGGAAAACAAGUGGUGGUCUGUGGAUACGGGGAGGUCGGCAAAGGUUGCUGCGCUGCCCUGAAAGCGCUGGGUGCUAUUGUAUAUGUCACAGAAGUGGAUCCCAUUUGCGCCCUUCAGGCCUGCAUGGACGGCUUCAGAGUGAUUAAACUGAGCGAAACCAUCAGACAGGUGGACAUGGUCGUCACCUGCACAGGUAAUAAAAACGUGGUGGGGAGAGAGCAUCUGGACAAAAUGAAGAAUGGCUGCAUAGUCUGCAACAUGGGACACUCCAACACUGAGAUAGAUCUGGCGAGUUUGCGGACUGUGGAGCUGAAGUGGGUGCACGUGAGGCCUCAGGUGGACCACAUCAUCUGGCCCGAUGGCAAGAGAAUCGUCCUGCUGGCUGAGGGCCGCCUGCUGAAUCUGAGCUGCUCCACCGUGCCCUCAUUUGUCCUCUCCAUCACGGCCACGACUCAGGCCUUGGCCCUCAUCGAGCUGUUCAACGCUCCAGAGGGACGAUACAAACAGGACGUCUACCUGCUGCCGAAGAAGAUGGAUGAAUACGUGGCCAGCCUUCACCUGCCGACGUUUGACGCUCACCUCACGGAGCUGACUGACGAUCAGGCCAAGUACCUCGGCAUCAGCAAGCACGGGCCCUUCAAACCCAACUACUACAGGUAUUAAGCUCUUCACGAAGCCCUGCAGACGGAGCGCUGACGCCCUCUACAGCCUGAAGCUCACCGAGUACUG